AUGCGCUUCGCUUACGUCGUUCUCGUGUCUGCUGUCGCCCUGCUCGCCGGCAGCAAUGGCCUGGCCACGGCUGAACUCAACCACAAGCAGAUUUCUCAAGUGGCUACCCCCGAAGCUGUGGACUCGGUCACUGCUGAGCAGGAUGGCAAGCGGCACUGGAGAGCCGAAAAGACGGAGGAGAAGGACAGCAAGACUGACGAAGUAGAGGAGGAGAAGGGGCUGUUCGGCAACCUGGUCGACAACGCCAUCGCAAGGAGGCAGUACCGCAGGUGGUACCGCGCCAGACUGGACCCCCGGGAGGUCAAGGACAUGCUGAAGAAGCGCGACAAGGCAGGCGCGUAUGUGGACUGGGGUGUCGCGAACGGAUACGAGAGGUACUACCGCCGUAGAAGAAAUAGCCUUUGGUACUGGUAA
This is a messenger RNA of Phytophthora sojae, 414 nucleotides long. It is a transcript of the gene Avh1b-17, whose product is annotated as avirulence protein 1b. Bases 1 to 414 code for a protein of 137 amino acids. NCBI's taxonomy places the organism in Eukaryota, Oomycota, Peronosporomycetes, Peronosporales, Peronosporaceae. The record is from RefSeq and is a predicted model, not a curated record. The transcript has a single exon.